Molecule: messenger RNA, 1425 nt
Organism: Pararge aegeria (speckled wood butterfly)
Lineage: Eukaryota; Metazoa; Arthropoda; Insecta; Lepidoptera; Nymphalidae
Exons: 9
Coding region: 79-1311 (410 amino acids)
Biological process (GO): defense response to bacterium; regulation of T cell migration; regulation of immune response
Cellular component (GO): membrane; external side of plasma membrane
Molecular function (GO): transmembrane signaling receptor activity; heat shock protein binding
Source: RefSeq, a predicted model, not a curated record
CUCGAGGAAUUUGUUAAGUCCAGCGAAGAAGUGAAGAAGAAGUAUCAGCUUUUUGAGAUUUGGGGAGACUUGGGCAAAAUGAAGUGGUUCAAUUCUGUGUCAACGCUGAAGAAUUUUAAUAGUGAUUUUCAGAUUAUCAUAGAAGGCGUUACCGGUUCUAUUCGGAUUUUAAUGAAAAUAGAUGACGUCGCACUUCUUCGGGGGAGUAAGUGCUAUGCAGCGAAAAUCGCGGCUACAACUCCUGCUUGGCUGUAUUUAUAUGAAACCAGUACUACUUCUACUACUUUUGUACCUUCAACAACAAUUUCUACAACAACACCAACAACGCCGACAACACAAACAUCAAAAACAACUACAACAACAACACAACGAUCAUUUGGAGUAAACGAUACCUUAAGUUGUGCAUUCCUUAACGGUGAUUUCUGCGGGUGGAAGAACGACCUAGGGGCGAUCGACCGUUGGUUGUCCAAAGACAAUUACAUUUACUUCGACGAACCGUCUUGGUUAGGGAACAGCUCAGUUCGCUUGAUCUCUCCAACAUACAGAUCUGUUUUAAAUAGCAAUGGCUGUUUCUUCUUCUCAUACAAAAUGUAUACAAAAUCGCAUAGCAGAUCCACGGUAAUCCGAAUAUAUCAAAAGCCGGACUAUGUAGCUCUUGAAGACUUAGUUGAGUACAGCGAUGAAGCGAAGCUGGAUUAUAUUAUUUAUGAGAUUUGGGGGGACUUGGGUGAUUACUGGUACGAUAAUAUCUCGACGCUGAGGAAGUAUGAUCAUAAAUUCCAGAUCAUAAUAGAAGGCAUUUUUGGACAAGAUCGUAUGUUUAUGGCAAUAGAUGACGUUUCCAUACUUCAAGGGUCAGACUGCCCAAAAACUACUACAACUACCACAAGCACUCCCACAACUCCAACAACAAUCGAAACAACAGAUGCAAACACAACAACCCCAAUGCUAGCAACAACACAACGACAGCGAGAAGAAACAACUACUACAACUAAAACUAGUACUUCCACAACACCAACAAUAAAUUCAACUACAACAAUCCUAAUACUAACAACAACGCAACGACAACGAGAAGACAACAACGUAGACGGUGUCGAUCUUCCAACCAUAGCGAUUACAUUAGCAGUUAUACUGGUAUUAGUCAUCCUUGUUACUGUAUUAACUUGGAAACGAUCUAGAACAGACAGCUCCAACGCAUUGUGGACGUACAUAAUGAGAAAAUACGGCCGCAGAAAUAAUAGUGAAGAUACAAAAGCCCCUGGUGUCGAAUAUUCAACUAAAAAUGCAGAGGUCGAAAUAUCAUGCAAUUAAACAAGGCAACUAAUGCUUACAGAGUACGAACUGAUACGGGAGGUUGGAUUAAGAAGUGGAUCAAGAAGACGCCGAAGAAAUUAACAUCUGUAUUUAUUUUAGUACUAAACUACC